UGCUGCCCUCCGAUUAUUUGGUGGAACUAUAAACAAGUUUGAAAGAAACAAAAGGCGGUGAGGCUGUAAAUAGUGUGUGUGAGUGUGUUUUUUCCGUUAUGGUGUUAUUUGCUUAAGUCGAUAAUGGCCAUGGGGGUGAACAAAAAUCGUGUGGUGCGGAAGCAUCGUUCACUAAAUAAUCUGACAUUACUGAAUGUUGCAUGUCCAGUUUGUAUGGGUAUUUUGAUAGAACCAGUGACAUUGCCUUGUAACCACGACUUGUGUUUGGAAUGUUUUGAGAAGUCUGUGGAAAAUAACAGCUUGACGUGCCCUAUGUGCCGAAAACGAAUAGGGGGUUGGCUGCGACAAGCAAAAGACAAAAGUUUAGUGAACCAGACUCUGUGGAAAUUGAUACAGGAGAAAUUCCCGCAUGAAGUUGAGGCCAAGCUGAAAGGAGACGAUGACGGCGUAGCGGACAGAAUAUCUGCAAUGAUUCCACCUGUGUCACUAUCUUCUGAAGGGGAAAUUCGUGAGGAAUUUGCUCUUGAAGUAAAGAAAUAUGAAGAAGAAAUAAGAAGGAAACAGGAAGAAGAACAAAAUGCUAGUUUAGAGCUUAUAAGAAAGUUGCAGGAGGAAGAAGAACGGAAAAGAUUAGAGGCUACGAAAUUGCUCACAGAAGAUGAAGAGAUUGCCAGAAAAGUUCAAGAAUCUGUAAAACAGGAAGAAAUAUUGGAAAUGGAGCGACGAAAAAGACAGCAGGCUGCAGAAGAUGAAAAAAUAGCAAGGCAGCUACAGGAACAAAUGAUGGUGGAACACUCUGAAGUACUGAAACCAAAAUCGGCCAAGAAGGAAAUCAAGCAUUCUCCUUCAACUUCAGGCACUGCCUAUGUUAAAGGUCCUAUGGAUUCAUUUGUCUACCAAGUGAAACAAGGUACUCCAGACAACACCAAAGAUAGUAAAUGCAAGAUGAAGCCAUUUGGAAGAGAAAAGCGAAGCCGCAGCCGAAGUAGUGACAGCAUUGAUAGUGAAGACAGCAUUAAACAGGAGCUGGUGCACUUUAAGCCUAUUAGAAUUGUUCCUCGUACACCCCCAAAGAAGAUGCCAGAUGGUCGUGUUUUUGAGCCCCGAGUUAUUGUAGCUUCUCCCCUGGGUAUAAAUGAUUUGUGUCGUGCAGUACGGAGAGGAAGUAAUCUUAAUCCAACUGCAAGGAAAUUGGCCGAGAACUUUAUGAAAAUGCAGAAGAGGCCAUAUGAAUGUACAAUCACACCACCUACAGAAGGACGCAUAUCAAAAAGUGUUGGUACAAAUCAGAGUUCAGCAUUCAAAGGAAGAGACUUCAUCAGGAAACUGGACCCAUAUAACGCACAGCUUGAAAGAAGUGAAUUGACAUCUGGACCAGAGAGGAAAAAACUAUGUACAGACACAAAAGGUGUUGAUCACAGUACUGCUGUCUCUGGCUUUUCAUCCACAGCAUCUGCAAACAGACCUGCUCCACAGGCCACAGAUAUUGCUAAUACAACAAUUUCAACAUUUGUAUCAUCUUUGGACUCUGCUGUUAGUCCAGUUGAAGUGUGCCGUGCAGCUGAGGAGGAGGAUCUGCAGAUGCCUGAUAUUUCACAUGUAGCAUGUAGCUAUGGUGGAAGCUGUGAGAGCCCAGCAAAAACAAGCACAGAUUCAGGAAAAAUAUCAUUAUGUGAAGAAGAUUCUACAAAAAUGCACUUCACAAAUGAGGCUCCUAAGAAGAUUGCUGAUGGCGAAAAAAGAGUUCACGAAGCAUUAAUUUAUCACAAUAAAAAGAAUGAGAAUAGUCUCACUGUAAAUAAUAACAACAAUGUUGAAGUAGAGACAGAAUCUAGAGACGAUGCUGUGUGUGACAGUGGCAUCGAAGAUGAGCGUGUGGUUGUUGAACAGGCACGAAUAGAACAGCAGAUACGCCAGGAACAGGAGGACCUGCAGUUAGCAAUGGAACUACAGAGGAAAUGGGACAUGGAAUCAAGAAUAGUGGAUCGUAGGAAAGGGACAUCGAGGGCAUACGAACUCCGAAGUACGUCAAUAUCGGAGACUGUUACCAAAAAAGGAAAGAGUGUAGUGAACAAAGGGGCAAGGCAACGCACACUUCAGGAAGCAUUCCACAGAGGUAACCAACGGUUGAUUGCCCAUUCUGGACAUUAGAUGGAGAAAUGAAGAAAAUUUUAUUAUUUGACUGAUGUGUGUUUAUUGUAAUUUAAUAUUCCUUUCUAUACUAAGUUUUGCAUUUUGUUGUGUCCUCUUUUAUAUAUUUCCUAUGAUUAUUUUGAGUUGUAAAAGCGAUUUUUAAUGUGACAGGGUAUUAUUUAUGAUAUUUUAUGAAAUCUGUCACAGAGAAAUUUUAUAUCAAGAUAUUUAUAGUCACUUUUUAAUUGUGUGUGUUCACAACUGGAGAAGCUACAAAGAUAUUAUCAGUGACCAGUUUAUGAUAUAAAUAUAUCUGUAUAUGACCUCUGUUCAAGAUUUUAUGUAACAGUGUGUAGAAGGGAUCCUGGUCCCAUGAAUAAAAAAAUAUAGAAAAUGAAAAAAAGACUAUUUGUGGUUUACAGUAAAUUUUUCUUGUGUGCUCCUCAAAUAUCUUAAAAACUAUUAGAAUGUAAAUUUUAGUGGGCUUAUCAUAGUACAGGAAAGAAAUGAUUACUUUCCUUUCACAAUCAAAUAAGAUAUUUCAGUGAAGACGUGGUAUAACAUUUAUGCAAGUUAACCCCUCCACUGAAAAUUGUUGCAGAUUGCUGCGAAAGGUAUGCAUGGAUUUUAGUUAUUUCAGACUGUUUAUAUCAGAUGAACAUGUUCCUCUGCAAUUGUACAUCUGCAUUCUGAAGAGUGUGAAGAAUGAAUGCAAUUGUUUCCCCAAAAAUUGUUUAAAAGGCAGUGUUUGUUCAAGAGUGGCUGGUAUAUUGGAGUGAGUGAGUGAGUGAGAGAGAGAGAGAGAGAGAGAGAGAGAGAGAGAGAGAGAGAGAGAGAGA
Schistocerca piceifrons (Central American locust) is the source of this 2972-nucleotide messenger RNA. Its product is annotated as E3 ubiquitin-protein ligase RNF169-like. The coding region runs from base 124 to 2151 and encodes 675 amino acids. Gene Ontology annotation, biological process: double-strand break repair. NCBI's taxonomy places the organism in Eukaryota, Metazoa, Arthropoda, Insecta, Orthoptera, Acrididae. Gene Ontology annotation, cellular component: site of double-strand break; nucleus. The transcript is spliced from 10 exons. Gene Ontology annotation, molecular function: nucleosome binding; ubiquitin-protein transferase activity; metal ion binding. The record is from RefSeq and is a predicted model, not a curated record.